Messenger RNA from Erigeron canadensis, 1755 nucleotides. RefSeq lists its product as uncharacterized. The coding region runs from base 92 to 1447 and encodes 451 amino acids. The record is from RefSeq and is a predicted model, not a curated record. The transcript is spliced from 3 exons. Lineage: Eukaryota; Viridiplantae; Streptophyta; Magnoliopsida; Asterales; Asteraceae.
UGUAAAAACAAUCUUUUCAUACAAACAAAAUUCAUAAACGCAACCUCAAAUCUCUCUCUCUCUCUCUCUCUUGAAUCAAAUCUCGCACAAUAUGUCUGAACAACCACCACCGUCAUCCUCCGAUCACCACCGUCCCGUCGGCGGCACAGAAUACAGCUGGUGCAGGGCGGUGCCAGGUGGCACCGGCGUGACCGUAUUAUCUCUAUUAUUCACCAAACCACCCAACAUUCAAAAUCUUCAAACCAUCAUUCAAAAGCUUCAAGAUGCACACCCAAUUCUGAAAUCCAAAAUCCAAUUCAACCCUUCAACAAAUACUUUUUCCUUUUUCGCCCCCUCAUCUUCCCCACCUCUCCAAAUCCAGUCCCUCAAUUCCCAAAACUCCUUUUACCAAACCCUUGAACAAGAAAUCAAUACAAACCCAUGGCAGAAAUAUGACCCUGAAUCCCCUUGUGAUGUUUUUUUCGUUACUGUGUAUAAUUUGGCUGGUGGGGAUGGCGAGAAAUACGCGGUGGUGUUGCGGUUGCACACGGCGGUGUGUGAUCGUGCCGCCGCGGCGUUUUUGUUGAGGGAAUUGUUGGAUUUAUUAUUUGGUGAUGGGAAUAAGGAAAUUGUGAAUGAAAAUGGGUUGGGUUUAGCUAUUGAGGAUUGUGUGCCAGCUGGCAAAGCUAGUAAACCGUUUUGGACACGUGGCGCGGAUAUGCUUGGGUAUUCGGUUAAUUCGUUUAGGUUUUCGAAUUUGGAGUUUAAGGAAAGCGGGUUUCCGAAGGAAACGAAAUUCGUUAGGUUGAGGAUCGGUCGUGAGGAUACCGAACGCAUUCUCAAUGGCUGCAAAUCAAAAGGGAUUAAACUAUUUGGGCUUUUAGCAGCAGCUGCAUUUAUCUCUGCUCAUUCUUCCAAAAACCUUCCUAAUGAGAAGUGGGAAAAGUACUCGCUUGCAACUCUGAUUGAUUGUCGAUCACUUCUUGAUCCUGUUCUUAGUGAUCAUCAUGUUGGAUUUUACCAUUCUGCCAUCUUAAAUUCCCAUGACGUGAAGGGAGGUGAAGAUUUGUGGGAUCUAGCACAGAGAAUCUAUACGUCCUUAGAAACUGCAAAGAACAGCAAUAAGCAUUUCACAGACAUGGCUGACUUAAACUUCCUCAUGUGCAAAGCCAUAGACAACCCUGGUUUGACUCCUUCCUCUUCAUUAAGGACUUCACUCAUUUCUGUAUUCGAAGAGCCCAUAAUUCAAAACACCAAUCAAUUUCACAAAGACAUUGGUUUAUUGGAUUGCAUUGGAUGUGCUUCGGUUCAUGGUGUGAGUCCUUCGCUCGCAAUCUUUGAUACAGUUCGUGAUGGGGAGUUAGAUUGUGCUUGUGUAUAUCCAUAUCCAACCCACUCAAGGGAACAAAUGCAAGAUUUUGUGGAUCAUAUGAAGAAAAUUCUUCUUGGGUCCAGUGAUCCUCAAUGAAUAUUGUUGUAAUUCUAACUUCCUCUGUUAGGGAUUUUCAGGUAAUUUGGGGCUCGCUAAUCUUCAUUAACAUGCGAUACGCAAUUGAAUAACUUGGCAGGCCUCAAACUGCUGUUACAUUUUAUUGAUUAGAUAAGGUAAUGGUAGAACAAACAUUGUUGGACUUCCAACUUGUUUUGCCGUUUAAGUUGUAAUGGUCCCCCAUUCAUAUGCAUACAUAAGGAUUACCGUCACCAUAUUUAUAGGUUGACAGGGAAUUAUAAAUGUUUUCCAUAUAUGUCAAGGUACAUAAAAUCUUUGUCCUCUAA